This is a messenger RNA of Saccostrea echinata, 2406 nucleotides long. RefSeq names its product calpain-D-like. The transcript has 12 exons. Gene Ontology annotation, biological process: proteolysis. The coding region runs from base 1 to 2406 and encodes 801 amino acids. Gene Ontology annotation, molecular function: calcium-dependent cysteine-type endopeptidase activity. Lineage: Eukaryota; Metazoa; Mollusca; Bivalvia; Ostreida; Ostreidae. The record is from RefSeq and is a predicted model, not a curated record. Gene Ontology annotation, cellular component: cytoplasm.
AUGGAUAAAACAGACAAAAACUUUUGGACGUGCAGUAAAUGUACAUAUCACAAUGUCGUCACAGAUCGAUCUUGUAAGAUGUGUGAUGGUAGUAGAUCUACUUCGGAACUCGAUACGAAGAAAUAUUGGAGCUGCGAAAAAUGUACUUUACGUAACUCAAUACAUAAUACUUUUUGUGAAGUUUGUGGAUUUAAAAGAGACGCUGCUAAUUCUGAGCCAACAGAAAACAAAAGAAAGACACCUGUGUCUGAAUCAAAAGUGACUAGAACUCCUAAAUCUGCAGAUAAACAAGAAUCAGACAAGAAAGUUAGAGAGGAUGGUGCUAAAACUUCACCUGAGAGUACGGCUGCCAGUAAAACAACUAAUAGCUUGGAGAACAAGAAAGUUCAAGGAAAGCAGCAGGAAAAAGAAAAGAGACUAAAGUCGUCAGGGGAAAACGACAAAACAGCAGAGAGUUGGUCAUGUUCACAAUGUACAUACAGAAACACACUGAAUAAGCCAGUCUGCCAAAUGUGUGGUAGUCAUAAAGCACAAAAGAAACACAUCGAGUCAAAACUCACAUUAUCUAUCAGACAGCCGAGCUCAAAGAUGGAAAAUAUUCGAAAACUGGAAGAAAAUGAGGCGUCUAAACUCUUGCAAAACAUUAUUUUUUGCUGUUGGAAGCACCACAAUCACUUUAUUGACGAUUCCUUCCCGCCCAUUUCAAGGUCCAUAUUUAUCAAUCAGGACAAACCCUUCAUAAAGACUCCUAUCCAAUGGCUGCGACCAACAGAAAUAGGGAAUGAAAAGGACAAGUGGGAAGUGUGUAAGACCCCGUUACCAAAUGACAUCUCUCAGGGACAGCUGGGAAACUGUUGGUUUCUUAGUGCCUUAGCCGUGUUGGCGGAGCGUCCAGAACUCGUAAAGAACAUCAUUCUGACCAAAACCUACUGUCCACAAGGGGCCUACCAGGUCCGUCUCUGUAAGGACGGUAUAUGGCAGAUCGUCCUAAUUGAUGACCUUUUGCCUUGUGAUAACCAUAAACGGCUGGUCUUCUCUCAGGCUAAAGGACGACAACUUUGGGUCCCCUUGAUAGAGAAAGCCAUGGCCAAGGUACAUGGAAAUUAUGAAAAUCUGGCAGCAGGAAGGUGUAUAGAGGGUCUAGCUACCUUAACAGGUGCCCCCUGUGACAUCAUAAAAUUACAACCUAGAUCACAGAAAAGAGACGUAGACCCUAACUUAAUCUGGGCCAAACUUCUCAGCUGUAGGGAGUCAGGAUUUUUGAUGGGGGUCUCCUGCGGGGGUAACGAUAAGACAGAAGACAAGGUCUACAAGCGGAAAGGACUGCUAGCUCAGCACGCCUACUCCAUUCUGGAUGUCAAGGACAUUGACGGAAAUAAGUUGUUAAGGUUACGCAAUCCAUGGGGAAGGUUUUCUUGGAACGGGGAUUGGAGUGACAACUCCACCAAGUGGGCCAACAUUAGUACCCGGGCGAAACAGGAUCUGAUGUUGUAUGGGGAAAAAUCAGGCGUCUUUUGGAUAUCAAUUGAAGAUGUUCUGAAAUACUUUGACAGUGUAGAGAUAUGUAAGAUUCGUCCUGAUUGGAGAGAAAUCCGAUUGGAGGGAAUAUUCCCAACCAAUGCGAGUGAGGUUUUCAAAAUGGUGAAGUUGACUGUGUCCAAAACUACAGAGGUUGAAGUUGGUGUGUUUCAGAACGGUGUCAGGGGCAGUAAAAAUAAAAACCUCGCUGAUCUUUGUGCGUUGAUCCUCCGGGAUUCCCCUGAUGGUGUCCAGACUUUUGGAUCCCUAGUGGCAUGCAGCAAUCGUCAGAUCAAAAGUUUUGGGGGCUGUAACACAAUGCUGGAACCAGGGGAAUAUGUUGUGCUACCUCUGUCGUUCAACAACUUUAAUUUGUCUACGAAGCCUAAGGACAGAUCCAGCUAUGUAGUGUCUAUCCAUAGUUCUAAAAAAAUAAUGGUGGAAGAGAUUGAAACCCGGAUGCAGAAAUACGAGUACACUCUGGCUGAUGCCAUAAUACAGCUCACUCUGUCCAAGGGAAAGAGAGAGAGAGUAUGUGAUAAAGUCUCUAUUUACUCACUGUAUCAAUGGUGUGGUUGUAUCAUUAUGAUUGAAAAUCGCUGUAGUAAUCAGAGUUUCCAUAUAAAGUAUGACUGUUCAAAGAGCACUAAUGUGGUGUCCACUCGUGGUAGCCUCACCACUCUUGACUCCAUCCCUCCACUACACAGACAAGUGAUAAUGGUGCUGACUCAUUUGGGAAGAAAUGCAUCCCACAAUAUUUCUCAGAGAUUGACUUAUUUCAAGCAUAAGUCACCCACAUUGCUGUCGGACUGGUCUGCAGAGGGAGUGAAGCACGUUCCACCACUUACACACCAUGAAGAGGGACUACACGCUCCAAGACCUCUAUAA